This is a messenger RNA of Diplodia corticola, 1518 nucleotides long. Its product is annotated as guanine nucleotide exchange factor synembryn. Gene Ontology annotation, molecular function: guanyl-nucleotide exchange factor activity; G-protein alpha-subunit binding. The record is from RefSeq and is a predicted model, not a curated record. NCBI's taxonomy places the organism in Eukaryota, Fungi, Ascomycota, Dothideomycetes, Botryosphaeriales, Botryosphaeriaceae. Gene Ontology annotation, cellular component: cytoplasm. The transcript is spliced from 6 exons. The coding region runs from base 1 to 1518 and encodes 505 amino acids. Gene Ontology annotation, biological process: G protein-coupled receptor signaling pathway.
AUGGCCUCCAACACAAACGGCGCCUAUGCCGCCUCCAUUGCCGGCGAAAAAAAGCGAGCAGAGGUGUCCAUGUUGAUGGCCCAGCUGCGUGCCGACCUGGAUGAUUCGAGUCUCCAGCCGCACCAGCGCAAUGCCGCCCUCGAGCAGAUCAAGAUCUAUGGCCGCGACGUCCGCGACGCCGACCCCAUCUUCACGCCCGACGGCAUCGACACGCUGGCGUGCCACGGCUUCUACAGCACUUCCUCCGUCACCUCGCGCGAGGCCCUGCGCUGCCUGGCCAACGCCCUGCUCCUGCAACCACAGUGCAGACAGACUCUGGUGGACAAGGGGCAUGCGGAGAAGGCGGCCGAGAAGCUCAAGGUCUGUAUGACUCCGGCCAAGAAGCUGGUCGGCACGACUGAAUCUGCGCAGAGCGACAAUGCGGACGAUGAGUUCCUUACGUCGCGGAUUCUGUUCCUCCUAACCUACGACACAAACUUGAACUUUGAUCCCUUGGUUAGGGAAAAGGGAUUGGGCGAUGCAAUCACGCAGAGCAUCUAUCGGCAUUCCAAGCGGUAUUCGAAGAACGGCAAGAAGCAGAACUCGUCGCCAAUGGAUGACAUGGCUCUCUCCGAGACCCUGAAGCUCGUAUUCAACCUGACGCACUUCUAUCCGGAUUUCACCGACAUCUUCACCAAGUCCGUUCCCGAUCUGCUCAAGAUCCUUACUCGAGCGCCCGUCCCGAAUCCGCCGCUGCAGCAGCCGAUUUGCUACCUCAUCAAUGCCUUGCUGAACCUCAAUCUGGACGACAAGAAAUCCAACGUCUUUCCAAAAUGGGACCAGAACACCAACGCCGCGCACCUCUGCGAGCUCCUCGACAAAUCCGUUGCCGCUUACAAGGAAGCUGAGCUGGACCAAGUUGCCGCGCCUCUGGUUACGCUCAUCCGGCGCAUCUACGAAUUCGCACCGGACAGCGUCAAAAAGUACAUGCAAUGGCUCCUCUUGCCGACCGAGGAUGAUCGGAAGAAGCCACUCGGAGACACGGACACUCUGUCAUCUCGCCUCCUGAAUUUGUCCACGGCAGCCAUGUUGCCCAAUCUGCGGAGCCAAAUCUCGUCAAUGCUGUUCGAACUUUCAGACAAGGAUGCGUCGACGUUCGUUCACAAUGUCGGUUACGGGUUUGCAUCGGGAUUUCUCCUCAGCCACAACAUCGCUAUCCCGGAGAACGCCAUGGAGGCUUUCGCCAAUGGGAAUGGAGCUGCGGAAGAUGCCGAGGGAGACGAGAAGGAGAAAGCCAAGGAGAAUGCUAGGGGAUUCAACCCCAUCACAGGCCAAAGAUGGGACGCCGAGGAGGUCAAGGACACGGGUCCGCCAAUGACUGACGCGGAAAAGGAGAGGGAAGCCGAGAGGCUCUUCGUUCUGUUUGAAAGACUCAAAGCCACAGGCGUUGUCGAUGUCAAGAACCCUGUCGAAGACGCGAUCCAAUCAGGACGCAUCGAGGAGCUUUCCGACAGCGAUGAGCCCACGUCUCCUGACUAG